Platichthys flesus (European flounder) is the source of this 2255-nucleotide messenger RNA. RefSeq names its product purine nucleoside phosphorylase 4b (gene pnp4b). Gene Ontology annotation, cellular component: cytoplasm. The coding region runs from base 411 to 2009 and encodes 532 amino acids. Lineage: Eukaryota; Metazoa; Chordata; Actinopteri; Pleuronectiformes; Pleuronectidae. Gene Ontology annotation, molecular function: purine-nucleoside phosphorylase activity. The record is from RefSeq and is a predicted model, not a curated record. Gene Ontology annotation, biological process: nucleoside metabolic process. The transcript has 4 exons.
UAGGGGUUCAAACAGAGAUUUUUGAGACCCACACGAGGACUCGGACAUUUUCUCUGAAUGCAUUGCGACUGGACAGAUGGCUGCCCAAGUGACUCAAGAGACCCACAUAUGCAAGUAUCUUUUCCAUUUAUAAGGAUUUAAAAUUACAAUAACCUUUGUAUUGUCUGAGUUCAGCAUAAAUUAUUUCAAAACAAUCAUUAAAAAAUCGUUACAGAUGCUGAUGUCUCAGUAGCUAGCUAGCUAACAUAUUGUUAUUUCUGAUUCCUGUAUGUUAUUCCUACAUAUUCACAUAUUAACAUUAAACAUGAGGUCAUAUAUAAAUGGACCCAAGUGGUUUCAUCUUUGAUCCAAAUGUUAUUGUAAGAUUCAAAGAUCAGCUACAAUCCCAUUGAGUGUCAAUUCUUUCAACAAUGCUAUGUAGCCUGGAAUGUUAUCAAUUAUGUAUCUUUCCAUAUGGUAAUGUGAUCGUCGCUGAUGAUAAAACGUUGAGCCGACACCAUCUCGGAGCAUCUUCCCCAGCAGCCAGUUCUCCACCAGUCUCUGUACCUGUCUUUCUCUUUGUACCUGUCUGUCUGUGUCUCUGUACCUGUCUAUGUCUGUACCUGUCUGUCUGUGUCUCUGUACCUGUCUUUCUCUUUGUACCUACCUGUCUGUGUCUCUGUACCUGUCUUUCUCUUUGUACCUACCUGUCUGAGUCUCUGUACCUGUCUAUCUGUACCUACCUGUCUGUGUCUCUGUACCUGUCUUUCUCUUUCUCUUUGUACCUGUCUGUCUGUGUCUCUGUACCUGUCUGUCUGUACCUACCUGUCUGUGUCUCUGUACCUGUCUGUGUCUCUGUACCUGUCUCUCUGUACCUACCUGUCUGUGUCUCUGUACCUGUCUGUCUGUACCUACCUGUCUGUGUCUCUGUACCUGUCUGUGUCUGUACCUACCUGUCUGUGUCUCUGUACCUGUCUGUGUCUGUACCUACCUGUCUGUGUCUCUGUACCUGUCUGUGUCUCUGUACCUGUCUGUCUCUGUACAUGUCUGUCUCUGUACCUACCUGUCUGUGUCUCUGUACCUGUUUGUGUCUCUGUACCUGUCUGUCUGUACCUACCUGUCUGUGUCUCUGUACCUGUCUGUCUGUACCUGUCUGUCUGUACCUACCUGUCUGUGUCUCUGUACCUGUCUGUCUGUACCUACCUGUCUGUGUCUCUGUACCUGUCUGUCUGUACCUACCUGUCUGUGUCUCUGUACCUGUCUGUGUCUCUGUACCUGUCUCUCUGUACCUGUCUGUCUGUACCUACCUGUCUGUGUCUCUGUACCUGUCUGUCUGUGUCUCUGUACCUGUCUCUCUGUACCUGUCUGUCUGUACCUACCUGUCUGUGUCUCUGUACCUGUCUGUCUGUACCUACCUGUCUGUGUCUCUGUACCUGUCUCAGGUGACUUUUCCUGUGAGGAUCUUCAAGUUAAUGGGGGUGGAGUCAGUGUUGGUGACGAACGCAUCAGGUGGAAUCUGUCCAGACUUUAAAGUUGGUGACAUCAUGAUCAUCAAAGACCACAUCAACCUGCCGGGAUUCGCUGGACAACAUCCGCUGUGUGGACCGAACGAUGAGCGUUUUGGGAUCAGGUUUCCGUGCAUGUCGGACGCGUACAGUAAGGAUCUGAGGCGUCUGGCGUUGGACGUGAGCUCUGAGCUCGGCUGCCGGGACUUCAUCAGAGAGGGAGUUUACUGCAUGGUGAGCGGACCCAACUUUGAAACCAUCGCAGAGGCCAGGAUGCUGCUGGUCCUGGGCUGUGACUCUGUGGGAAUGAGUACAGUUCCCGAAGUGACCGUAGCUAAACACUGUGGACUCAGAGUUCUUGGUCUGUCGCUUAUCACCAACAAGGUGUCUCUGGACUACAGUCGGGAGGAGAAGGUGAACCACGACGAGGUUCUUGAGAUCAGUAAAAUGAGGGCGGAGCUUCUUCAGAAACUCGUCUUCACACUGAUCUGUCGUUUCCAGCAGCAAAGCAUCAACACGCACUGAAAGACGCGUCAUAACAGUCACCCAUUGGUUAAUCACCACUUCAGUCAUCCACCUCACAACCAAUCAGGGACUCUGCUAAGAUUACCCCAGGGCCUAACCCUAACAUCACACAAUCUAUCUCCAUCUAUUAAUCAAACUCGUCAUUCUAUAGUAGAAUCAAAAUUAGAUUUGAUCACAUCUAUAUUUGGUAGAAUGUUGAUGCCCUAAUAUGUAAACUGAUUAUCAACAUUAAACUGAAAGACAGAU